Messenger RNA from Anisakis simplex (herring worm), 1602 nucleotides. The record is from the annotation of a GenBank genome assembly. NCBI's taxonomy places the organism in Eukaryota, Metazoa, Nematoda, Chromadorea, Rhabditida, Anisakidae.
AUGAGUAGUUUCAGAUCGGUAAUCAGUGGUGGUACAUCAAGUGCAUAUACCACUACUACCUCAUCAUCGCCCGCAUGCACUCCAUCCGUCGGUCGAUUAACAGAUCCGAGUACAAUAUCUCUGGUUAACACUCCUACUUCUGCGGCAAACAAUAGUAACACUAGUAUUACUCCUAGCAGCAGUAUUCCAUCCCCAGCUGAUCAGCAACAGCUCCGUACGCUAUCGUUACCUCAGAGCAAUCGUGGUGCCGCUCUUCCGCAAAAAUCCACUCAGCCAGCUCUUGUGAGAAAUCGGCAGAUCUUUUCACAGCAGUUGAUGCGUCAGAAUGCAGCGGCUCAAUUCAGCAGUGAACAACAACACCAACGGACUUCGUCGUAUUCUCCGUAUUCGAGUUCUAGUAAUUUGAUGAGUGUUGGUGCACAACGUUGGCGUCCGCAGCAACAACCUGGUAGUGCGGCACGUGUGCAGAACACCUAUAGAACCUACCCAACAACAUACGAAAUGCCUGAUCGUGUGCCAAUCUCACGAAACGUUUACAACGACUAUCGGCAUCAACGUGAAGACAGUAGUAGGGUAUAUCCAACCGCCGUCCCGAGCAGUGCUCGUUCUCGGCUUGUACCAUUGGAUCCUUCACCAAACAUUUACUUCUCAUCUCAACCGACUACUCAUUAUCGGAGUUACAUUAUGCCUCGACAGCAACAUUCCGCAAGGACAUCGGUACGUCGCAUUCCGUCGGUGACACGUCAUCCAGUUUCCGGUCAACGUCAACAGCAACCAUCAUCGGAAACGGCGGCUGCAGUUGCGAGUAUAGCGUCGUCGUUGGGUGAUGAUUCGAAGUCAUCACAAGAUACUCAAGACGAAGAUGCGGUGCAGAAUGAACUGAGUGCAGAUUUUGGUACUGUUAAUGUUGUACCAUCUGUGAGCGUUUUUCAUCAACCACCAAAACAAAUCGAUCAUUCAUCACAUCGAAAAGUUUCUGUCGAAUGCGCACCUGGACCAUCUUCGUCUGUAUCAGUCCCAUCACAGCGUGUUAAUAUCGCGUCAGUUCAUCGUCGUUUCCCGACUGCUUAUCAUCCGAACACGUCAUCAUUUAUCGGUCAAAAAACGACAGCCGAACGUUCCGAUUAUACGCAAUAUGAUACGAACAACGAACAGCAAACAAUGAGCACUAAUCCGUCAUCAUUUGGUGCUUCGACAAAGCCGAAAAUAUUGCCGUCAGUAGUUGCGAGAAGUGAUGCGAGUGUGAGUCGAGUGGUGAGAACUGAGCAAGACGUGCAGCCACUCGCAAAACAACAACGAACUGCUGGCGGUGAGGAUGGUUUGUCAUUACUGGCCGACACUGCAACUGCAUCGCAAGGUACAGUCGUUCAGUCGAUCGUUGUACAACGUCCAGUGCAAACUGCACAAAGCUUUGCUGAGACAGAUGAGCGAGCUCUCGUUCGUCAGUCUUCAUCACCGACCUCGAUGGAUGAUGAGGAUGCAUUUGAUCUUCCAAAAACCAUUCGAUCACAAAAAUUGCUAACACGAGAAUUACCGGCAGAUCCCGUGGCAGCAGCAUCACAGUUGAUCAAUUAUGGAUUCGAAUUGGAGGAUUCAGAUUAA